Molecule: messenger RNA, 1245 nt
Organism: Nezara viridula (southern green stink bug)
Lineage: Eukaryota; Metazoa; Arthropoda; Insecta; Hemiptera; Pentatomidae
Source: the annotation of a GenBank genome assembly
GCCUCACUCGGGUUGAAUAGUGUGUCCUCUUCUGCACUGCUCCUGUGUACGUCUUCGUCGUCUUUGUGUUCCGUAUGCAUCUUCCGGGUGGAACGACAGAGAUGUGGGGGGAGAUGUACGGCGGCCUAUGUUCGGCCCUCAGCGAACACCACGGCGAACUCGUUCAGACCGGUUCGCCAAGCAUUCUCUGUUCGGCGCUUCCCAAUCACUGGCGGUCCAACAAGUCCCUGCCUACCGCGUUCAAAGUUGUCGCUCUGGACGACGUCCCAGACGGAACGUUGGUCACCGUGAAGGCUGGAAACGACGAGAACUACUGUGCGGAACUUAGAAACGGAUCAGCAGUUAUGAAAAAUCAAGUAGCGAAGUUUAAUGACCUCAGGUUCGUCGGAAGAAGUGGCAGGGGGAAAAGCUUCUCACUCACAAUCAUGAUCGGUUCUUCUCCUCACCAGAUGGCGGUGUACUCCAAAGCCAUUAAAGUCACCGUGGAUGGACCUCGUGAACCAAGGUCUAAGUCAAGCUUCCAUUAUAUGGCCUCAGGCGGUAGCCCCCUGACCCUGGGAGGUUUCUCUUUGCUGCCCCCGGGCUGGUUGGACGCCGCCUACCUCAGCGCCUAUUGGCCGGAAUACAUGAGGAGGCACCCAGCGAUGGACCUCUGCAAGAUAGCGGCUCACCCGCAUCCAUUACCCCCUUCUCCGCUCAAAGAAGCGAACUGCUCGCCGGCCAUGAUUGCACCAGGCAGCGAAUUGCUGCCGCCCCCACUGCCUCUCCUCCCAGCUCUGCCGCCGCCACAUGGUUCCGCCUUCAAACCACCCCCCGCCAGCCCGAAAGAGAACAAGACGAAGCCGAAUGUUUGGAGGCCGUACUAACCACCGCUGUGAUCAUCAAAUAAUUAUGUUAUUACUGUAAAUAGUAAGACAAAGAAAGAUUUAUAUACCAAGAAAGAGAGAUUUUUAUUGAAAUUUGUAAUUAACUGUAAAUAAUAUAAGAUAGUUAUUGUAAAUAUAUAUAUAUAUAAAUGAUUAAUUAUGUAUAAGUUUAAAUACAAGUUUAUAUUGUGAUCAUUUGUGUAAAUAGACAUAGAAACUAUCGAAGUUAACUUUAACAAGAUUUUAUUGUUUAUAGCUUAAGUGUUGAAUUUUAAGAACAAGGCUUCAUGGAAACAAAUCUAUUGCCAGGAGCAAUCUGAAAUAAUAAAAUUUAAAAAUAUAUAAUUUAUAUGUAAAAUAUAUAAAUAUUUAUAUCUUA